Messenger RNA from Aspergillus fumigatus Af293, 1401 nucleotides. Its product is annotated as putative C6 finger domain protein. NCBI's taxonomy places the organism in Eukaryota, Fungi, Ascomycota, Eurotiomycetes, Eurotiales, Aspergillaceae. Gene Ontology annotation, biological process: regulation of DNA-templated transcription. Gene Ontology annotation, molecular function: zinc ion binding; DNA-binding transcription factor activity, RNA polymerase II-specific. The record is from RefSeq and is a predicted model, not a curated record.
AUGGUUGGGGUACCGCGCAGCGCUGGCUGCCGCACCUGCAUCCAGCGGCGGGUCAAGUGUGAUGAGGGUCGACCGGAAUGUCGUCGCUGUCGCGACAGAAACGUCAAGUGUCCGGGCUAUCAACGCCGAGUGAAAUUCUACCACCAGACUCCGGCGUCUCUUAGAAACCGGAAGCAGAAAGAUAGUCGACACGUUGCUGCGCCCGCUGUUCAUGCGCUCACUCCUCGGGCGAGCAUGGAUGGAAAUAUAGUACCCAGCCUGGUAUCCACAGCAAUAGAUACCCAGAUGAAGGAAGUGUUUCAGUACUUCGUCAUGGUCUCCUUUCCCGGCCUGUUCUCCGCAUGGCGGAAUAGAGUUGAGCUCAACUGGCUAGACUUCGUUCGCCAUCACCUCGAUACCUCGUCACACGCACUGAUCUGGAGCCUCCGGAGUCUGAGCGUAUGGCACCUCGGUCGCGCGCAAAACGACCAUGACAAGAUGCUCGCCAGCCGGCACUUCUAUGGCCGCGGUCUGCAGCAUUUGAUCUACUCGCUCCGCGACCCCCGCACCGCCACCUCAAACUUGACCCUUAUGGCUGCCAUCCACCUUGGGAUAUAUGAAAUGCUGGAUGGGCUCGGCGAAAAAUCCUGGCUCGCUCAUUCCCGGGGAAUUGGCAAACUAUUCCAACUUCGUGGUCCCCAAGCUCACCGCGACGGAUUCGGCCGCACGCUGCUGGUAGCGUAUCGCCCGUUUCUAGUCGCCGAUGCUAUUGUCUCCGAAGAGCCGUGCUUCCUGGAGGAACCUGGAUGGCAAGCCAUAGUCCACGACGCAAUCGCAUUCGAACGCAGCGCUGGAAAAAGCUGUCCGCUGAGUGAGAUUGUGGAGCUCGCUUUCAACGAGAUUGUACUCUGCCCGGGGCUUUUUGCGCGGACGCGCGCCUUUGUUUCGCAGACGGGGGUAAAGUCAGAGAUACUGCGAGAGUCGCUGGUGGCUCGGAUCACUCGUUGUCGAGAUAGACUGGUCGAGUUUCAUGGGGAAAUGCAGCCGUUGAUCGUCAAAUACAAUAAGGACAAUAUGCUCAAGUGGGAGGAAGAUACGAAGAGUCCCAUUCCCACCGAGUAUGGGCCAAAGGUAGCCAAAUUCGCGGCCCGAGGCGCGCGAUCUGCCAUUGCAGUACUCAACCAGCUGUUGGUUCUGAUCGAAGCAGAUAAAAAUCGCUCGUUCUUGGAUACAAAGCCGCCUUGUCGGAAUACCUUAUGGAAGCUACCAGCAGGGAGCAUUGCAUCGUCCGAGUCGCAAGAGAAGCAACCGACUGCCUACGACGCACACGAAGAUGACUCCCCGGAUCGACUGGACCAGCUUGCAUUGUCGAUGGGUAUGCUAGCAAUAAGAUCAGGAAAGCCUCCUGCACAUCAGUAUUGA